Messenger RNA from Temnothorax curvispinosus, 2490 nucleotides. Its product is annotated as eukaryotic translation initiation factor 5B-like. Bases 1 to 2490 code for a protein of 829 amino acids. The record is from RefSeq and is a predicted model, not a curated record. The transcript has a single exon. Lineage: Eukaryota; Metazoa; Arthropoda; Insecta; Hymenoptera; Formicidae.
AUGACUUCUAAAGGAGUAACGUUUACUGGCCCAGGGGAUCCGGACCCCCAGGGCCCGGCGGAUGAGAGAUGCUCUCAGGAACACCGUCCCGGUCUCUCUCCGUCGUUAUCCAACAACGGGCCGAGCGCUAUAUUAAAAGAGGCGAGCACAGCGAAGGUCGCUCGCGACAGGAAGGGGAUGUUUAAGCAUCUAGGAGAUCCGGAGCGUCAUGAACGUCCCUGGCCAAAAUGCUCCAAGAGCAGAGACUCCAGCUCUGAGAGCAGGAAGAGCUCUAGAUCAAGAUCUAGGUCUAGGGGCAAGACGAGGAUGGGAGCAGACAGAACUUCUUCUUCGCCAGAGGUAGAACGAGACCCGUCACCAGACUCGUUUGUGUCGAUAGACACGGAAGGAGAAGUAGAGGAGGUGAUGGAGGUGGAGGGGGGCUCAGAAAAGCCUCCCUCGACUUCCGUUUCCUCAGAGGACCCCACGGAUCGGAAGUUAAUCUCCGAAUUCAGGGGGUUCCUUAGAAAGUAUCUGGGACAUUCACAGGAUACACUCCAAGAGGUGCUCGGAACGGAAUGUCCGAAUAUCUCUAUGGCGUGGCAAGAGGAUGAGCAAGGGCGAGCUCCCACAACAUUCGAGGUCUAUAUCAACAGACUAAAAGAGGCAAAGGAGCAUCUUGUCACAGAGGCCCUCGAGCUGAGGAAUCUGAAGGAGGGAAUAGGACAGGUUAAUCAAUCACAAGGCAGGAAAGCCUUAGAGAAGAAACUGAAGAAAGAGCUGGCAAAUGCGCCGACGGAAACGCUGCCAGGCUACAUAGUAGAAACGGUGGAGAAACUAGAUAGGGUACUGGAGAAGUCCAGUAACCUCAAGGGGGAGCAUCAAGGCGCCUUAAAGAAUGCGGCCGCGACGAUUUCGGCGGCAUUGACGCACCUGAUUGCAAGACAACAUGGACACGAAGAUGUUCAUGAGAGAGAGGCAGAGAUCGAAAGACUUCGGCAAAGAUCAGCCGAGUUAGAAAAGACAGUCAAAACAGUGACGGAGGAGAAUGAUAAUAUGAAGAAAGAGAUGACGGCACAGCACCAAACGAUAGUGGAGCUGCAACGCCAACUAGAUUGGAUGAAGGAGGAUUUACAGACGGGGGAGAGAAGGAAAGUUCAGCAGGAUAACCAGCAGAACCGAGAGAUGGUGACGAGAAAGAGGAGAAGGACAAUGAUGUUGUCCACUUCUCCUUCGUCCGCCUCCCCCCUCCUGUCAGAGGUAGAGGAUGAGGGUGAGGAGGCACCCACACAGAAAGGGAUUCCUCAAGAGAAAGAGAUGACAGAUGUCUAUCUGGGUCCAGAGAAAACUCCGUUGCCAGAGACAGGUACGGAAAUGAAAACAGAUGGAGAAGUGGACAUGGUGGCCUUCAGAAAGAAGGAAGAGGAAGAAGCGGAAAUGAAGGCCUCCAGAGAAAAGAGAGAGAGGAUCUUAGCAGAGAUAGAGAGAGACGGCGCGAAACCGGUGAAAAGACCGCCAUUACGAGGCGAACAAAAGGUCGUAGCGCCGGGUAUUCCUCCCAAUAACGGCGGCAAAGAAGCUGUAGUAGAAAAGAAGGGAGGGAAUAUCGGGACGGAAGAAAUGAUGAAAAGAUUAUCGGAAAUAAUAGUCCACUCAAUAAAUGAGAAGGUGGAAAAGAUAAAAGAGAGGUUGCUCGGAAAAAUAGAGGGCAGGAUCCAUCAGGACAAGGACGGGAAGGCAGUGGCUGGGAAGACAACGCCACAAGCCCUCAUUCCUGCAUCAAAGGCACAGAAAGCCAAGAAGAAACAGGAAAAGAAGAAGGAAGAGAAGAAGGGAGAGCCUCCAAAGGAGAAAGAAAGAAAGGCGGCUCCCCCGAAGAAGAUAGGAAAAGAGAUGGAGUCACAACCAUCGCCCCAACCCACCACUCAACCCACCGAAAAGUGGACGGAGGUGGUGGGCAGGAAGGAGAGAGCGAUAGCUCGAAAGAAGGAGGAAGAGAAAAAGAGGGCUGAGGAGAAGAAGAAAACAGCCCCCCUGUCACAACAGAAGCAGCCGUCAGGGCAGUCCAAACGCAGGGAACCCAGGACCUCUGCGGUAACUUUGACGUGUCCAAAGGACACGUACGCGGACUGUAUGGCGGCUGUUAGGAGGAGCAUUAAACUCAAGGAUUUGGGGAUAGAGACCUCCCCAAACAUCAGAAGGACCGCCACGGGAGCCAUCAACCUGGAGCUCUCGGGCCAGGGUAACGCUGCGAAAGCAGACGCCCUGGCAGCGAGAAUGACUGCGGUCCUUCAGAGAAGGGAGGGGGUGAAGGUGACCCGUCCAAGCCUGUCAGCGGAAGUAAGGCUGACAGGCUUCGACGAAUCCGUGACGGAGGAUGAAAUCAAGGAGGCGGUGGCCGAACAGGGCCAAGCCUUCCCAACAUCAAUCACGGUAGGUAAGAUCAGAGGGGGGCCGAGGGGGAUGUACACGGUAGUGGUAAGUGUCCCCUCAAGGCGGCCAACUCCCUGA